GCUUGUAAAACCAGUCACGUCUCGAAAAGGCGCACAGAUGCCACCGGUCAUUCAAAUGCAAUGUUAUGUCGCAGGACAUGUGCUUGAACAUGGGCUUCCCAUGCAACUGUCUGGCCGACGGGAAGCUCUGUGAACCCUGCAGGAUGAGCAAAGACGGUCACGACGUCGACUCCCACCACGGCGCCGUGGCGGAGAACACGGGCGAGUCCGAGCACCCGAACAAAACAACGAGUUCUCCCAAUAAGGAAAGGGACAGAAACUGGGGAUGGAUUCUAUCCGGGGUCAUCUUUAUCAACAUCCUGAUGUUGGGCAUCGCGUUGGUGAGCGGCAGCGCCUACGAGCACGUCGACAUCAGUAUGUCCGACCUCCAGGUUUUCAUGGUCAUCAUCCUCAUCCUCACCUGCAUCUGGAUGAUCUACUACAUCAUCUUCACGGCCAGAAUUGAUAACGCAGUGGCUUACAGGGACCAACACGCCGGACCCGUUUGGCUCAGGGGAGGAAUGGUGCUCUUUGGACUCCUCAGUAUCAUCAUGGACAUUUUCAAGAUAGCGAGCUACGUCGGCUACCUCCACUGCGAGUCGGCCAUCAAGAUUGUUUUUCCUGUGGUCCAACUUAUUUUCAUUGUUGUGCAGACAUAUUUCAUGUGGGUCCAUGCCAAAGACUGCGUACAGCUCCAAAGGAACCUUACACGGUGCGGUCUGAUGCUCGUCCUUUCCAUUAAUCUGGUUUUGUGGAUGGCUGCGGUCACGGACGAGUCCCUGCACCAAACAGCCCACCCAGAUGGCGGCGGCCAUGGUGGCGGCCAUGGCGACGACCACGGCAGCGAUAACGGCGGCGACCACGGUAACGACACGCACGGAUCCGACGACCACCAUGACAACAGCUCUCAUAAGCUCUGGGGACGGAUGAUCUACAUCCAGAAAGCGAGUUACGGCGAGGACCAAUGCAACUGCAGCCACACGUCCUGUACCAUGUUCAAAGACGCCUACUUCUACCUGUACCCCUUCAACAUCGAGUACAGCCUCUUCGCCUCGGCCAUGGCCUACGUCAUGUGGAAAAACGUCGGGCGACUGGGCAAGGCCCACGACCCGCACAGCCACGGCCACGCACACAAGUUCCACUUGAAAGACGCACUCAUUGGCCCCCUGGUGGGCGUUCUGCUGGUUUUCGCCGGCCUGGCCACAUUCAUUGUGUACGAGAUGGACAUGAAUGAGGACAAAGAAGAUGACCACAGCAAGAGAGACCAAGCGCUGUUGAUCCACUUUGUCAUAAACAUCGUGAUUAUCAGCCUGAUGCUAGUGGCCACCCUGGUCGGCACCACCAUCUACAAGCUGGACCGCCGGGAACAUGACUCAGAGAAGAACCCCACACGUAGCUUGGACGUGGGCCUGCUGGUGGGAACCUCCAUGGGGCAGUUCAUCAUCAGCUACUUCACGAUAGUCGCCAUGGUGGCAUCCGGAGCCCGGGGCCACCUUAACAGGCUCAACUUGACCUGGGCUAUACUGAUGGUGAUCCAGAUCGGGCUGCAGAACUUCUUCAUCGUCGAAGGUCUCCACCGGGAGCCUUUCCACGAAGAACAACAUCAUGAGCACAUAACCACGAUGACCAACACCUACGCCGUGGAGCACUACAGCAAAGAGAUGGAUGGUCUGCAAGGAUCGGAAAUAAGAGCCAAGCCUGAGAUGGAGGUGCCGGCGGUGAACCCGUUUGACCGCAUCGUGCACUACCCGCAUAAACUGACGUGGAAGAGGAGAGUCCUGAAGGAAGUUUCCGUUUUUUUGUUGUUGGCCAACAUCAUUCUGUGGAUCAUGCCGGCGUUCGGCGCUCGCCCCCAGUUUGACCACCCGGCUGAAACGGAAUUCUACGACUUUAACAUGUGGGCGGCCAUCGUGAACGUCGGACUGCCUUUUGCCAUCUUUUACCGCAUGCACUCAGUGGCUGCCCUCUUGGAAGUGUUUGUCAUCUCUUAAGUGGACGAUCUCCGUGGUUUAUUCUUUUUUUUUUUUUUUACAUCAAACCAAGAGUCCCCAAACUCUUUUUGAAGACCGGUUUCACGUUAAGCAAUUUUUCAACAAGUGAUUAACAACACAACUUAGCUUUAGCAACACUCAAUGGAGUAGUUGUUGCCGGUCCCAUCUUGGGGAAAUUGUGAGCGUCUUUCUUCUGUCCAGUCUGUGCCUGAUUUAUAAAUCAAAACUUCAAGAUGCAGAUUUACAAAUUAAUAUCUUUUCCUACAAUCGUUUUGUGCCGCACAGUACUAGUUCGCGGCCUGGUGGCUGGGGAUCUGAUUUAUUCCACUUAUCCUAGUUAGGAUGACAGGAAAGCUGGAACUUAUCCAAGCUGAGAAGAGGGGGAAGGUUUGUUAUACUCUGGAUAAACAACCAGUCACACUCAAACAAGUGUUCACUUGAGCCAACAUAAUGAGAAAACCAAAUCAAGCACAGAAAAAGCAUGCAAACACUGUUUCUGUGCAGUUUAAGGCUGACGUGUUCGCCAUUUGCGCGGUUCCACAAAAUGUUUGUACAAUAUGAAUGUAAAUUUUGUUUCUCUAAAGACACUUUAGUAAUGUUGUAAAGUUUUGACUGAUGCAAUUGCUAUUGAUGCUUAUUUUAUUAUUAAGGGAGAAAAGUAUUUCUUUUCGUAAAUAAAUACAUGUGUAAGUGUAUUGUGUACAGAUGCCGAACGAAAAUAAAUUAAUUGCAUUCUUUAUAGGCUUCAGCGUGUAUUAAAAAAUAAAGACAAAAAAUAAUAAGAAUUA
Messenger RNA from Syngnathus typhle (broad-nosed pipefish), 2758 nucleotides. RefSeq names its product proton channel OTOP2-like. The transcript has 6 exons. Gene Ontology annotation, molecular function: proton channel activity. NCBI's taxonomy places the organism in Eukaryota, Metazoa, Chordata, Actinopteri, Syngnathiformes, Syngnathidae. The record is from RefSeq and is a predicted model, not a curated record. Gene Ontology annotation, cellular component: membrane. Bases 66 to 1970 code for a protein of 634 amino acids. Gene Ontology annotation, biological process: proton transmembrane transport.